AUGCAACUUGAUGUAUUUUGUUUGGUGUGGAUGCAAGGUUUCUUUAUUCUGCUUUUGCUCUGCCUCUCUGUCGACUCCGGUGCUGCAUCGCAGGCAACCCCGUCGUUCUUCUUCGGCACUCUGUCCCCCGUGGUGGUGUCGGAGGUGCAGAGGAUCUUCGUGGUGCGGGACGGGAGCACGGUGCAGAGCUCCGUCGACCCGGUGGUGCUCUCCGCGGUGUACGGGGAGCUGCUGUCGAUUUCCGGGAACUUCUCCUCGUUGGGCAGUUUGGAGGACAUCCGCAACGCGAGUCUCUUCCAUGACGGGGAGUUGGUGAGGCUGGUACUCCUGGCAGUCAUGGGGAACUUCCACUCGCAGACGCUGCACGACGCCGACUUCUACAACGACGUGCAGGUGGUGUACGACCCGGUGAGCAGGAGGUUCGUGACGCGGCAGAACAUGCGGGAGGUGGAGCUCGUCGUGUUCCAGGUCCUGCUGGUGAUAUCGGUGUCUGGGGUGCUGAUGGUAUUCCUUCUGGGCAAUCAUUCUCCCAGCCAUUCUCCCAAGACCGACGUGAAGGCGGAAGACAAGAAGACCACGAACGCGUCGUUACACAUAGGUCAGAACCUCCACGCCAACCGCCUGGCGAUGCCCGCCUGGACCCUAGGCGGGGGACGGGCCCUGGGGAGGCCUGCACACCCUCUGGUGGUGUGCGUUCUCCUUGCAGUUGCGGUGCCAGUGCGGGCAGUGGAUGAUAUGGUUCAGACACUGGCGCAUUUCACGCUUGCUGUAGACGAUGUUCUCGCGCAGGACCGUCGAUAUGCCCUUGACCAGGACGUGGCAGCUUCUGGAUGGAGCACACAGAAGGCACAUGCAAAGGAAGAUCACAAAAGACCGCAUCCCCCCAUGGGUUGGGCGCCAAGGAACCCUUCACGGGCCCGCUUUCCCGCGCUUUUUUUUUUGGUCGGGUUUGGUUUGGGGCAGAUCCUCCGCUGGGUGGGGCUGCAUCGCAUCGUCCUGGCGCCACGCGGUGAGCUGAGCGUGGUGGAGGUGCUGGUUUCCGAGCCGGUCCACUUCUCCCUCUUCAACCCGACCGGUGCCCUUGUGACGGUGGAGGAUGCGAGGUUGUCCGCGAGGUCAUGUUUUCGGAAGCGCCUGAAGACCAGCCACAGUGAGCGGAAGGUGGAUGCGCAGGGCAAGAACGCGCAAUACGUCCUCGUCUUCAACAUGGGGGGGACGAUGAGGAUCUACAGGAGGGUGUGGGCCAGGGGUGACGCGACGGCCUUCCGCGUGGAGGUGGGCGGCCUGCAGUUGCAGGCGACGGUGCAGGGCUCCGAGGGUAAGGAUGGCUACACGGUGGGCCUGGACAUCGAUAUGACCGGUGGGUUCAGCAACGGGGAUGUUCCGCAGGCCCUGGUCGCCUGGGGCCCUUUCUACGAUCUCAUGACGAGCCAGUACUUCCACCAGGAGGAGUCAUCCUUCCGCGUCCACAACAUGAGUGGGAAGAUGGACCUUCGGGGUGUUUCCUGCAGCACGAACAUCAAGACGAAGGACGUCUUCAAGCCGGAGUACAGGGCGUGCCUGGAUGUGUACGUCAACUGCUUCGGGCGCAUGUCCAACCUCUACCACCUGAGCGGCAACCUGCAGCAUCAGGAUGGGAUGCCCAGCGUGCUCUUCAGGGGGUUCAGGAGCACCCGGGAUGUCGUUGCGACGCUGCAGUCUUCGCUGGUGGAGGAGCUGUGCUCGGAGCCCGUCAUCACCGUCAACAUGAUCGGGGCCAACUGCCACGUCGGCCGGUAUGUGGACACUUCGGAGAUGGGCAUGCUGCAGCGCCUGUUCAACAUGCGAUGGCCCGACUGCGUCCGGUUCAUGUGCCGCACCGAGCAGCACUACAACGUCAUCAUCUUCAGCGUGCAGGACAUGCCCGGCAUGUUCCCCGACCUCCCGCGCAAGUGGGUCGACAACUGCAGUACAUUCAACUGCACCCUGACGCGGAGGGGCAUCCUGUGCGUCCGUGUGUCCUUCAAGAGCCGCCUGCAUUGGACGCUCGAGUGCGAACAGUAUGCGUUCCGGGCGAUGGAGACAGUCAAGGAGUGUGUCAAGUCCUGUGGUGGUGGGCUCCCGCGCGAGGAGGUGGUGCCCGGGAAACUGGUCCUCCGCCGAAGGUCGCACCCGACGUCACCUGGCGUGCUACGCAUUCCCUUACAGUACACCCGAAAACGGAACACCCCGCCCCAGCCGGAAACGACCCUGUCCGAAGAUCCCAUGAAGUCCAACCUCGGUGCGCUGUUUCCAAGGAUCCGGCGCCCUCGGGACAGGGUUCUUAUGACCUCCAUGAAUACUCCUUUGAACACUCCUUUGAAUGCUCCCAUGAAUGCCCCCAUCAAUGAUCCUUCCAUGGAUGACGAGCUGGGUAUGGAGAAAGAGGAGAUGAAACUAGAUGAGGCGCUGGACAAGGUCAACCGCACCUUCGCCCCCUCUCGGAUCUUUGUAUGGGUGGUGGAGAUCUCUGUCUUGGUGCUCUUCACAUAUGCCACCUUUACUGCCCUGGGUGGCUUCACCAGCAACCCCACGGGCUCGGUGCCCACGCUGACGUUCUGGGCGCUGGGCUCGGUCGCGUUGGCCACGGCGCUGAUGGUGGUAGGCAUGGUGCUGGCCACAUUCGUCGAAAACAAGAUGAAGAUCACAGACCACCGCUUCCAGUCCGUCGUCAACGGGGCGCUGACGGCGGUGUUGGCGGUGACCGUCAUAUGGAUCUUCUACGGCUCUCUGGUCAUAGGGGCGAGAGAUACGCUCUCGGUGAACGAGCAGCUGGCCAAGCUGCUGUUCCCGGUCAUGUUUCCGUGGCAGGACCUUUAUUUUGUACUCUGGACGGUGCUGCUGACCAUCAUCGUGCUGCUCUACUUUUUCCUCUCCGCCGCGACGACCAUGAGGGCGAGGGGCAACCGCGUCUUCGUCCACACGAGCUUCACUUUCCACCUCACGGCGAUGACACUGCUGCUGCAGAUGGCGGCCAAUCACGGCACGGUGGUGUGUGACGUGAGGUCAACGCCCUGGAUGGCCGAAACGGGUGACCGCUAUGGGAUCUGGAACCAAUUCUAUCUCGUGUUCGGGAUCAUGAACGGGUCCCUGGUGGUCUGCUUCUUGCUUCAGGCCCUGGGUGACUAUGGGUACCAGCACUUCCCGCUGACGAAAUACCCGAUGACAGUGCCGAUUUACAUCCUAAUGAACCUCGCCCUCCAGAUGACCGCGCUGCUGCUCUUCUUGUUCAGGGACCAGGACGCGGCGCUCGGCCACAGGGAGAGGCUCUUCGCUCCGGGGGUUUCCGGCCACGUCAACACGUACCCUCACCUCUACUUCCUCAGCAGUGUGCUUACCCUCCAGUUCAUCAUGAUGGUGGGCUCGGUCUUCAACUACGACCCUACUGGGUCGGAGUUCGACGACUUCCGGAGGAGACGACUGGAGCAGCAGGGGCACCAGAGCGGCAACCAGCAUUUCGCCUUCUCCCAGCCGAUUAACGCGGUGCUCCCAACGGCGGGGAGCCAUCCUGAUUUAGACCGCUGUGGUGUCAAUACUCCGCCUCCUUACGAGGUGCGGUGGGGCUCUUCCAACCCCUGGAUGUACCAACCCAGGGUGGUGGAGACAUCCUUCUUCCCCGUCAGCUUCUUUAUCCUCUUCUUCGUCGUCGUCACAAUCUUGGCACACCUCGACAGGGCGAUAAUGAUGGGUGCAUUCAUUGACCCGCUUCGGAAGGGCCUGCCCCGCUACGACCGCUGGAUCGAGUACGCGCUCUCGUCCUCCUCGAUGAUCGUCGUGAUCUGCCUCUACACGGGGACGACGGACGUGUGGGUGCUGAUCUUUGUGUCCCUGGCGCAGUCGGUGAUGUGCUUCCUGGGGUACGUCGUCGAGGCGGCGGACUACGUGGCAUCGAAGGAGUGUCUCUUCAGGGAGGCACAAAGCGUUCCGGAUGAGAAGGUCGAUACUGGAGAAUAUAGUAACAUGGAGAGGAGUGAGAUGGCUUUCAGGGGAGCGUGGGGCUCCGACCGCACGAGCGCGGUCAUCGUCCCCGUGCGUUUCAACAUGCCGUGGCAGAAGGGGUCGGUGGUCAGUCCGGCUUACAGGACGAUCGGGGUCGAGAUGAAUGCUGCAUGGGGCAUGCCGGGUGUGGAGCCAAAGGACCUCAAGAAGAUAACGAACUACAUGAAAGGAUUGGCUUUCUUAUUUGGGAUGUACUUAUUUGUGAUGAUAUGGUUCUACAUCGGGAACAACCUCUUUGGAGACUACAUGAGGAUCUUCGACUGUCUCAAUGACAAAAACCUCAGCAGCUACACAGUCUAUCCAAUUCUUAUCUAUAUUAUCGAGUUGGUUCUUUUCUUCACCUUCGCCGCGGCGCAGAUCUACUUCCACUUCAUCCAGAAGGAGGAGACAAAGAUCGACGGUUACCUGCGGGAGUACGUCUACAACCUCCUGAGUACGACUUCCAAGGCAGCACUGGCCAUCAUCCUGAUCGCCCAGUCGGCGCGACCGCAGGAAGUCUUCCUCGACGAUGGACUCUUCGUCCUCGAGGAUGUAGAGCUGCUCCCUAUUCAGGAUGUGGCAUAUGGUCAUGAGAUCGAUCAUGCGGACGUUCUGGCAAGAAUCGAGGCUCGAUUUGUAGAAGGGGUCGGAAAGCGGAUCUUCGACCCGGUCGCUCUCGAAGUUGUAGUAGGCCGCGAGCAUGCGGCUCACUAUGCUCAGCUCGGGCUCGUCGAAAACUCUCACAUACUGCCCGUCGCCAUAGUGAAUCGCGAGCCUCCGGUUCAGAGCUCGGUUCCCGAAGACGAUGCCGCUUCGAGCACUGGGGUGAGUAUAAGCAGCGCGGCACUGAGGUUGGCUUCCAUGGCCCCGAUCCCAGUGAGACCCAAUCACAAAAUUUUGAGCAGCAACAGGGGGACGAAGAGAAAGGCAGACCUGGACGACGGGGUGCAUUCGACGAAGGUGCCCGAGCUCACGGUUGAAGAGGAGAGGGAAAUCCAGGUCAGCAAGCUCAGCGCCCUGCACAUCCAGACGAAUCAGUUUGUCUGCAACGAAAACCAGCUACCGAAGGGCUUCACUCAAGAGACGGUGGAGGAGUGCUUCUUCGACAUCCCACCGUUCCAGUGGGACAGGAUCGAGUUCCUGAGCGUGAUCGAGGAUAUAUCCCGUCUUCAGAACAACGAGUUUGGGAGCUGCCUGUGGGGGAACAAGUUCACCUCUGAUUUCACCAUCGGUGGAAGCUGUGCAAAGCCCCUCGCGUGCUACGACAAGCUGAACCGAUUUCACCAGCUUCACUUCGAGACGGAUGGGCCGAGCAUGAUGUUCACCGUGAUUACGGAGGGGGUGGACCUGCACCCCGGGCUCCUGGACGUGAUCCGUGUGGCGCACAACAUCAGCGAGGGCGGGAAGAGCCACUGCCUUACCAACUUCACGGUGCAGACCAACACGACGCUUAUGAAGUACCGGGGGGACAACGCGAGCAGCAAGGCGGACUCGGUGCGCGUGAAGCUCAACCGCUCGGAGAUCGAGGGCCUCCACUACCAGCUCAAGGAGAUCAUACAGGCGUCGAAUGUCGAACGGCUGGCAGAGAUGGAGAAGGACGACAACUUCUCCCCCGACGACAUGAAGGAUAUGCUGUCGGCCUCGUACAACACCAGCACGCUGAACUAUACGCUGGUGGUGGAUAACUUCCUGGAGAACAACCAGAAUUUCGUGAUCAGCAAGGGGAUCCUGGACGCCUCUGUGGAGAUGCGGAUGGUGAGAUGCCGGGACAGUUCCGACGUGGAGAAGAUCUUUGUAGCGCAAUCGGUGCUGCUCCGGAGCAUGAGCGGGGUGGAUCCGUACAGUGCCUUCAUCGAGUCGAUGAACUCUCUGGGGCCGCGGGUGCGCAAGUCGGUGUGGUCGAUCCUGGACGGCAUGGUCAAGUGCCUGAACAAGGGGAACAUGCUCUCGGAUAGUGAUAUCAAGACGAUGAUGCACUGGAUUACGGCUCCUUCCUUCCUUUGCAUGAUGCUCUACAACUGGUCGGUGGGCCUGGAGCUCGAGAUCAUCAGCAGUGACGUGCCGGUGGCCACCGAUGGCUUCGGCAGGGUCGUCCUCGGCUGCGUCCACAAGGAUGUGCAGCGCUACGUCGGGAUCAUCGAACAGAAGAUGAACCAGUGCAAGGCCACCACCAAGAUGAAGCAGAUCAAGAUCGUGGCGGAGGUGGAUGGGCUCUUCCGUGGUGUGUACGUCAUGCGCAACGAGGAUGGGGUGAGGGGGGAGGUGGUGUGCGCCCCGCUCCCCCCUGCGACGUUCUCCUUCUCGCUGAACCUGGGGGAGGACUGGCUAAGGGACGGCCUGUCCCCCAGCGACGUGACGCGCAACUGCAUCUUCGCGACGCUCUUCCGUGUGAUCUGCGACCCGAGGCUGGCGGCUUCGAACGCCUUCCGGGAGGAGAUGCAGAACCUGCGCUGCUCGGCCAAUCACCUGGAGAGCCUGCGCUCCCCGGAGGCGAGGUGGGCCUUCUACAUGAUCUCCAACGUGGAGGAGCAGCGCGAUGAGCCCGGGAUGGAGGUCAAGGACGCCUACCUGCGGACUAUCGGGAAGCACCACAGCACAAAUCGCAUGUUCUCCGUUAUGCUCGACAUCGCGCUGAAGAGCAGGGAGUAUACCUCGGUGGUCUCGACGGCGAACCUGAUAAUCCAUCGGAUCAGCGAGCAGGCGUCGGUCUCCGAGUCCCCCGUGCAGGCCGGACUGGUGCGGGCGCUGAAGGUGCUAGCGGAGGACGCAGGGAAGGACGGCGUGCUAAAGCUGCUCGAGGCGCAGCUGACCGAGAUCCUGCAGGCGGGCGCCAUCCCCUCCGUCUGUAUGUGGGAGACGCCGCUUGUGAUCCUCCAGCGCACCAUACAGCUGAUCAAUCGCGUCUUCCGGCUUAAGAACAGCAACCUGAACCUCCUCUACAUCCUGCUGACGAACACAAUCUCCUACACGCUGCCCAAGGAACCCGCGUGGGCGACGACAAUCAUGCUGGUCGACGCGGCGUGCCAGAGCGAGCUGGUGAUCCAGGACAAGGGCCGGACGCGAUUCCUUGGCGUGGCGGGAAGCAAGCGCGACAGCGCGGGUUUCAACUUCACGCAGGUGUGCUUCGAGCAGAUGCUAUCCUCGCCCUUCCUCCUCGCCAAGACACGGAGCCCAGACAUGGUGGUGAGCGGGGCAAACUACACGGACGGGAAGAAGAAGCGCAUGGGCCUGACCCUAGCACUGAAGAAUGACCAGCGGGUGGACCCCGAGGACACGGUGCCGCUUUGCGAGUAUGGGAAGCUGAUCUUCGUGAGCGAGGACUGCCACACGCUCAUCCAGAACACGGGCCAGGCCAAGACGUUCCUUAGGGAGGCGUGCUCCAAGAAGUCGGACGCGGACGGCGGGGCGAAGACGGGGGAGAACUACAACAAGAAGCUCAUGCUCAUGGAGGAGCCAAGGAUCAUGCUCAUCGCCACAAACCGCAAGGAGACUGAGAUGGGUGACGUCUUCUCGCUCGCGGCGCGUCUUCGAUUCUUCGAAUCGGCGGCGGAGGACACGUGCGUACCCCUGAGGACGAGCGAGCAGGAGAACCACACGCGGGCCAGGCUUGGCAGCGACGCCGUCACCGCCGUGUCCACCACCUCCGCGCGCUUCUCCCUCGCCCACGACCUUGGGCACCUGCUGGCCCGGGCCGACGGAAGGGGCAAGGAGUCGGUGGACCUGAACCUGACCCGGUCGAGGCAGAACGCCCUGCUCAUCGUGGUUCAGCAUGCCUGCACCGCCAUCGCACAGCUCUUCACGCUGAGCGGGUUCCGUCUUUACUGCAACGAGAACAAUUGUGUCUCCCGCAUGGUGCAGAAGGAGGUGAAUGCCGUCCUUUUUAGAAUUUUGGAGCCUCUCUUGAGCUCGGAUGUGAACGAGGAGGACCGCUUCGUCAGGAAGCAGGAGGGGCUGAUGCUCUCUCUAGCCGUUCCGAUGCACAUCCAGGCCAUCGUGCUGCGGAAGCUGCUGGCGCAGACAAUGCGAGGCUCGACGCCUGACAUCGACGCCCUGGUGCGAGACAGCAUCAUGGAGCUGAUCUUCUCCGACCUCUCCCUGCACUGCAUGGUGUCCGCCUACGUCUCCAACGUGACCUACGACUCGUUCAUGUACGUCAUGAUGCGCUGCUGCAUCCGCAAGCUGGAGCUGCCGACGGGCUACACCCUCCCGCUCCUCGUCCGCCUUGUGGAGGCGGGCUCGAUUGAGGGGAUCGACGGGGCGACGGCGCAGGAGGUUGCCGCGCUCACGGCGCUUAGGGUGUGGGUGCAGCACCGCAUGAAGUUUCUGGUGCAGACCAAGGAUUUGUACAGUACCAAGCCGAGGGAGGUGGACAGCCUGAUGGAUAGCUACCUAGGGAUAAGGGAGCACUGGACGAGCGCGGAGGGGCGCUCCAACUUCAUCGCGGACGCGGGAUUCUUCGCCAGUGGCCAGAUGGAGGACGCGGAGGGGGAAGAGGCGGGGAAGAACAUAUGGAAGACGAUCCAGGGCCUGCUCUUAGGGCUGCCGGAGGUGCAGAAUGCCUUCUCUAGCUUCCGCCUGCGGAGGGAGAUGCUGAGUCCCGAGCUGCUGCAGAUGCUCUUCGGCGCCAAGCGGCUGAACCGCGCCUGCAUGGACACCAUCUUCGGGAGAGAUGGCUUCAAGUUCGUUGAGCUGCUGCAAGCGCUCGGAGUGCCUGCCGAGCUCGUGCCCGCGGGAUGGAAGAAGAUGAGCCUGCACUCGGCGCUGAGGGACGAGGGCAACCGCAACUCCAACAUCUUCAACCUCGUCUACGUCGGGAGGACCUCCUGCGUGCUGGCGGUCAACCUGAUCGCUCUGGUGCUGCUCGCCCCCCUGUUCCAGACGGAGAACCUAAACAUCCUCCACCAGCUACAGCAGAAGCACACCACCUGCAAGGCCGUGGAGUUUGCCAUCACGCGGAAGGUGCCCAGGGCGUACUGGCCCCGCGGCGCGCUCCCCGUGCUGCAGGUCGACCACCUCGGCAAGUGGAUCAGCUUCCGCCUGCCCGACGAGGAGGCGCUGCCGCCGCACCGCUGGCUCUUCCCUCGCAUCCACGACAUCGAGUGGCAUGGCGCGCAGCCAAGGAUGAAGGGCAACGCCUCCAGCAUCACGCCCUUCUUCGAGGAGGAGACAGCAAUAUGCGGGAACAUGGUCGGCAUGGCAAAGCGGAUGCGGGAGGGCAUGGAGCUCACCGACGACCCCAUCCCCUUCUUCGACUACCUGCAGAUGAUCGACAACUUCCGCACCGAGGGCCCGGAGUUUUUGAUGCCGCUGGAUUACGACGCCUUCAACCUCUACGUCCUGGUGACCCCCGAAGGGCAGUACGUCCUCUGCAAGAUCAUAGACGACGGAGCACCGCAGGUCGACAUCUACCUCUUCAACGUGAACCAGGACUUCCACAUGGAGAGAGAGGAUGUCAUCCGCAUCCCGCUGUCGAACAUGCACACCGCGCUCAUGCGGCUGCGCGCCUACCCCUACCCCCGAAUCUUCUGCCGCCGUCUGGUGUUCGCUGGGAGACAAUACCGCGACAAGUACGAGGGCCUGGAGGGCAGGGAGUCCAUCGCCUCCUUCGGCGUCGUCCUCGCCCCGCCCGGGGAGAUGAUGCUGGACUACGACGGAACCUACACCGUGGAACUCUACGAUCUCGAGCGCGAUGAGCCCUUCACGGCCCGGCUCUACGUCUGCAACCUGCACCACGUGCUCGUCGGGGAGCUGCAAAGGAUGAUCCUUCCAGCCAGCCUCCUCCCGCGGGACAAGAUCUUCCUCCCGACGCACGAUGAGGAUGGGCUCGUCUACGUGUAUCACGUGCCCGCGGAGAGGCCGUCGGUGUGCCUGGGUAUGUCUUACUGCAAAGACGGCGAGUUCGAGGACAGCCUGGAGACGAUGCUGCUUGAGGUGCACUACCGGCACCUGCUCGAGGAGGGCUACGCCGAGGAGACGGAAGAUAUGAAAGAAGGGAUGAUCGCGCCGCGCAAGGAAGAGCUUCUCCCUUCCGAUAUGAAGAACCCGCAGGAGGCAGCACCGCUGCGGCUUGAUUUUCCGAACGAGAUGAGCGAGGUCCAGUUGAGAGAAAGGGAUGAGCCCAGGGCAAACUGCCCCCAUCCCACCUCGCUCCUCUCCCUCCUCUGGCCCAGCCGCAGUCCCGUGCCCGUCGAGCCCGCAUUCCCGGUCCUGGUAAGCGACGCUGCGAAGAAGGAUCCCCUCCCCGAGGAGCUCGAGACCGGGGCCACGGGGGGUGCCACCCCCGCCUUCAGCCUCGCCCAGUCCGCCGUGCCGCUCGAGUGCUGCCUGGUCAGCGCCCACAUGCGGCCGUGCUAA
Molecule: messenger RNA, 10350 nt
Organism: Guillardia theta CCMP2712
Lineage: Eukaryota; Cryptophyceae; Pyrenomonadales; Geminigeraceae
Exons: 10
Coding region: 1-10350 (3449 amino acids)
Source: RefSeq, a predicted model, not a curated record